This is a messenger RNA of Pogona vitticeps (central bearded dragon), 1995 nucleotides long. RefSeq names its product STAM binding protein like 1 (gene STAMBPL1). The record is from RefSeq and is a predicted model, not a curated record. Lineage: Eukaryota; Metazoa; Chordata; Lepidosauria; Squamata; Agamidae. Gene Ontology annotation, molecular function: protein binding; metal-dependent deubiquitinase activity; K63-linked deubiquitinase activity. Gene Ontology annotation, biological process: protein K63-linked deubiquitination. Gene Ontology annotation, cellular component: membrane; endosome.
UGGGGGGGGGGAGUAAGUGAGCUAGCCCGCGUGGGGCGCCGCGCCAUCGUCUCGCUGAGGGCGGGAGAAGGGGAAAUGGGAGAGUGCCUUCGCCGCGGGAGCUCGGCGCUCGCCUUGAGAAACGGAGCGGCCCCCCCAGGCGCCAUGAGCGCCCCCUGUCCCUAGCGGCUUGCCCCCCCCCCCAACAGGGGAGGCGGUGGCCGCGGCGAAGCCAGCCGCGUGCGGCUUCUGGGCCCGGCUCAGCCCCUUUUCAUUCUUUGCUAUUGUGGCGGCGGCGGCGGGCGCUCGUUCUAGCAAAAGCUCCAGGCAGGCAGGCGGACGAGCGGGCGGGCUUGCCGGCUGGCUUCCCCACACACGAGAGCGGGCAGGCUGCGCGGCAAUGGCUUGGUGAUGGAAGAACUGGAAAGGAACAGCAAGCUUGGUUCACCAGCACCAAAUGACAUGGAACAGCCAGUCACAGUGAGCUCUUUGAAAAGGCUGGCAGCUGUACCUGACCACACAGACGUUUCACUGAGACCAGAAGAGCGUGUACGGGCCUUAAGCAAGCUUGGUUGUAACAUCACGGUAAAUGAAGACAUUACACCCCGGCGCUACUUUAGAUCUGGAGUGGAGAUGGAGCGCAUGGCGUCUGUAUAUCUGGAAGAAGGAAAUCUUGAAAAUGCCUUCGUUCUUUAUAAUAAAUUUAUAACUUUGUUUGUAGAAAAGCUGCCAUCUCAUCGAGACUACCAGCAAUGUGCAGUUCCAGAAAAACAGGAUAUAUUGAAGAAACUGAAGGAGAUAGCAUUUCCAAGGACUGAUGAACUAAAGAAGGACUUGUUAAAGAAGUAUAAUGCAGAAUACCAGGAAUAUAUGCAAGGCAAGAACAAAUGCAAAGCCGAAUUACUGAAGAAACUAGAGCAGCAGAAAUUGAUUGAAGCAGAGAAGAAGCGGGUGGCACAGAUACGUCAACAGCAGCUGGAAACAGAACAGUUUCAGUUCUUUGAAGAUCAACUGAAGAAGCAAGAAAUAGCCCGUGACCAGAAAAUUAAGGAUAGCUCAGUUACUUCUGAGCAGACUGAUGGGGGCAUGUUGUCGUCGUGCAUUUCGGCACAUGUGAACAAUAGUUUCCCCACAACUAUCGCAAAUAAGAGCGGAGCCUCUGCUGGGCAGUCGCCUCCUAUAAGUCGAGCCUUAAAACCUGCUGCUACACUGAGUGCUGUUCAGAGUGAUGCAGCUGAAGGGCUACGGUGCGUGGUACUGCCCAGGGGUCUUUGUCCCAAAUUUCUGCUGCUAGCAGAGGCAAAUACAGUAAGAGGAAUAGAGACAUGUGGGAUUCUCUGUGGAAAACUGACUCACAACGAAUUCACUAUUACUCAUGUGAUAGUGCCAAAACAGUCUGCAGGGCCAGACUACUGUGACAUGGAAAAUGUGGAAGAGUUGUUCAGUGUUCAAGACCAACAUGAUCUCCUUACACUGGGCUGGAUCCACACACAUCCAACACAGACUGCAUUCUUAUCCAGCGUUGAUCUUCAUACGCAUUGUUCUUAUCAGCUCAUGCUACCAGAGGCAAUUGCGAUUGUUUGUUCACCAAAACAUAACGACACGGGAGUCUUCCGACUUACUAACGCCGGCAUGUUGGAAGUUUCUGCUUGUAAAAAGAAGGGCUUUCAUCCUCAUACCAAGGAUCCUAGGCUAUUUAAUAUAUGCAAUCAUGUCAUUGGGAAGGAUGUAAACAUAACUGUAUUGGACCUGAGGUGAUAGCAGAUGGAAAGAAACCCUUCCACAAAACAGAUGCCCCAAGGAGACCAUGGCUGCCAGAUUUUUCCUACAGUGUUUUCCAAAAGUUAUUGACAUUUUAUAUUUAUACAUUUUAGAUUUAAUGGUUUGAUAUUUAUUGCCCUUUCCCAUUUUGAACUUAUUUUGUUGUUCUGUCAAAAUGAAGUUCACACUGGAGUUCAGUCAGGACGUGUUAUUAUACUGGAAUACUAUGAAAAUAAAAGGAACUUGAAAUGCUAA